AUGGCAUCUCACCCACGGUCUCAGACAUCUGCAAUGGGCAGCCUCAUCCAACGCCAUCCCCUCCAAAAACUACAUUCUCCCUCGCGAGGUGCCUCGGCAUUGCUUCACUCAGUCGGCCUCGCAAGUUUCGCGUACAGCUUCAAUUGGCUCAACACGCACCCCAACCAUAUCAACAGUGCGUAUGGCUGGCAUUUCCAGUACCUCACCAUCAUCGGCCUGACGCUCGCCACCAUCACAUUCACUUUAGGCCUGUUGGCUGAUCUAACUUUGUCACCGAGAUUAUUUGCCGCCAAGAACAUCUCGAGCAUGUGUUCAGCUCCGAUGGAGGUGCUGGUUAGUCUCCUCUACUGGGGUUUGAGGGCGAUUGAUCCCGACUUGGUUGUGCCGAAGGAGCUCCAGCUACCUCUCCCUACAGAUAUAAGUUUCCAUCUCACGCCUUCGGCUCUGUUACUUCUCGACCUCCUGCUCUUCAGUCCGCCUUGGACUAUCACUGUCUUACCCGCUAUUCUCCUCAGUACCGUCAUCGCUUUUCUGUAUUGGUUUUGGAUUGAACUGUGCUACUCUUACAAUGGAUUCUAUCCCUAUCCAUUAUUCGCCAUGUUGAAUCAAACUCAACGCGUUGGGUUGUUCGGAGCGAGUGCCGUGGUCAUGGCAGGCAACACAGUCGUGUUGAAGUGGGUUCACUGGAAUGUUAACGGGUUUAAGAAGGGCGGGGCGGAGAUGCCGGGAAGACUGAAGGGUUGA
Molecule: messenger RNA, 744 nt
Organism: Cladophialophora psammophila CBS 110553
Lineage: Eukaryota; Fungi; Ascomycota; Eurotiomycetes; Chaetothyriales; Herpotrichiellaceae
Exons: 1
Coding region: 1-744 (247 amino acids)
Cellular component (GO): endomembrane system; membrane
Source: RefSeq, a predicted model, not a curated record